UUUAUUAUUGCUAGUUAGUAAAAUAAUUUUGUGUAACUUUUAAAGAAAAAAAAAAUGGCAAGUCAAAAAACCGAUGUUCAAAAUAUUAAACUUUUUCUUCGGAAUAAAUUUAGUGAUCCCGUUGCGAAUAUUCGCGUAAUGAAAAAUAGAAGGCAGAUGUCUAUUUAAAAAACCAUACAGUCGCGCGGUUUUUUUCGAGACUUUAAGUUUAUUUUGCGGAUAACCAAGUUCUCUUUUUGAUUUCUACCUUCUGUUUUUGGUUUAGCAAAAUUCGGCUCUUGCUUUAAUGGGUAAUGAAACUAAUAUGAGCUACUCAGUUGCUGAGAAUAAAACUUUUAACAGCUCUAGUUUUUUUUCUGAAGAGUAUUUGUCUGGAGCUAGAAGUGUACAAUUCAUCAUGUGUUGUUUAUUUGCUGGAAUAAUUAUUGACUUUGGUUCCAAGAAAUUUAACUUUCCUUAUACUGUGAGCUGUUUCAUAUUUGGAGCUUGCAUAGGACUCUUGGAUUUAUACAGCAAGUUUAUACAUAGUUUUACACUUGUGGCGAGAAUGAACCCCAGUGACAUAAUGCUUCUGUUCCUGCCAUUUCUAGUUUUUGAAUCCUCAUUUAAUAUGAAUCCACACAUGUUUAAAAAAGCUUUACCUCAAUCUUUAGUGGUUGCCAUUCCAGGAACAGUAUUCUGUUCUGUUUUGAAUGGUGUUUUUGCAAAAUAUACUCUUUCCUAUUAUAAUUGGAGUUGGCUUACUUCUUUUCUAUUUGGUUCAAUCGUGAGUGCAAGUGAUCCUGUGGCUGUUGUUGAUCUCUUGCAUGAAAUGCGAAUGCCCCAUUCAUUCAUAAUGCUAGUUGAAAGUGAGAGUUUGUUGAAUGAUGGUAUUUCAAUUUUACUUUAUGAAAAACUAUCGUACCAAAUAAUUUCUCCUGGAAAAAUGAACAUUGCAGAAAUAAUUUGGGACUUCAUCAAGACCAGUAUUGGAGCACCAUUAAUAGGUUAUUUUUUUGGUAAAAUUAGUGAUCGAAUGUUACAGUGUGUAUACAUCAGUCCUGUUUCUGAGAUGUCUAUGACUCUUAUUAUGGCAUACAUAACUUAUUUUGUUGCUGAAUAUGCUUUUGGUGUUUCUUCUGUACUGGCAGUGCUACUUUUUGGCAUGACCCUUAGUGCCAACAAGAUGUCCAUCAGUCCUGAGAGUGAAAAUUUAAUUCAAAUUUACUGGAAAAUAUUGAAUAUUUUUGCCAAUACUUUGAUUUUUGUCUUUGCUGGAGUAAUAAUUAGUGUUUAUGUAGCAGAAUAUCAUGACCUCUGGGAUACAAUAUUUAUUUUGAUUACAUAUUUUGGGAUAAACAUAAUAAGGUUUCUCAUGGUUAUUAUUUUUUAUCCAAUUUUGUAUUGGACAGGAUAUAGCUUGACAUACCAAGAAAGUAUUAUUCUUGCUUGGAGUGGACUGCGUAGUGGUUUUUGCCUAACAUUAGCUUUAUUGGUUGCUUUUGAUCCUGAAUUUCCCGAAUCUGAGAAUGCUAGCAAGGUAACAUUAAAAUCUUUGUGACCUUUUUAUUAAACA
Parasteatoda tepidariorum (common house spider) is the source of this 1555-nucleotide messenger RNA. The record is from RefSeq and is a predicted model, not a curated record. Lineage: Eukaryota; Metazoa; Arthropoda; Arachnida; Araneae; Theridiidae.